AUGGAUCCGAACAAGUUCUUCCCGACACCGUUUCCCAUUCCGGUUUCGGAGGCCAGCCCAACCAACUCAAUGAGUCCCAUCGACUCAAAGUCAGCGCCCUCAAUUUCUUCCCUGCCGUCUCUCACAACUUCAGACUCAAACAGUCCUACAGCUAGCACACAUCCUCCGAAUCUCAAGUCACCCUCUACCUUAGAAGACACCCUCAAUAUGGAAGGUAACCGGAACUACCUACCACGUACGAUGGAGGAGUUGGAGAAACUAGGAUUCGCCCCCGUUUGGUCACGAGUAUAUGGAUACCCGGGAGGCCCGGGAGAAAUCCCCGAAGAGAUCAACGAGUAUCUUGAUGAUAAUAGCCACCAAUGGGACGAAUGGAUUGGACCACUGAGCAGCCUUUUUUGGUUGGCCGGACUCGAUGAGUUGGUUGAGACCAUUGCAGAUCCAGCGAUUGCGCUCCAAGACGAAGUGAGAAUGAUUCCCACAAAUGUCGGAGUCACCUGGGUCCUUGAGCAUUUGUUCCUCGAGAAGAAGCUUCCCGAACGCCUUUACAAUCGAUACUACCAUGGGAUCGAUGGCUACCCAGCAACAGAGUUGAGGGUAAUGCCAGUUCGACUGGACCAUAUCCCGUCCCAAGUUGGACACCAAUAUACUCAACAUAGGCUGAGUAAUCUGUUUCCUGCAUCACGGCCUCAGUCUCUUCCACAGGAAGUUGCUACUGUGCAAAUCAAGGGCGAUAAAAACAAAGCACGAUUGGCGACGAAGAUUGAAGAGCAUCUCCCUAAGAGCGAAAAUGGACAAUUUUUGUUCCGAGUUUGUACUCGGUCUGCCUUGGCUGCCAUUAUGGCAUUUUUCACCCCGAUUGUCAAUUCCAACAACAUGGAUAAUGAACUUGGUCCAGGGGUUUAUACCUCCAAUUGCCUCGAGUGGGUACUGAGGUUUGGCCCUCGAAACUGUGUUUUGUUGGUCUUUAAAAAUCCCGAUUUCAGGGAUUUGAACAUUUGGAACCCGCCAUUAUUGGAAUGGCAACAUAUUAUCGCAAGUUGGACGCGAAAGUCGCUUGCGAAUGUCCCAGAUUCAAUUCCGGCGGGCUGGAAGUCGGCAGACAUCAUCAAGGGGGCAAUAUCAAAGCCAGAGUCCCCGCAGAACGCACUCCCACUGCCCGGAACGAUCACGCAGACGGUUGCAACGAGCCCUGCGGGGUGUGCAGCACUCGCAGCCUCCCUUUUCCUCAUUGUUUGGAUUGAAUAG
Messenger RNA from Penicillium salamii, 1245 nucleotides. Lineage: Eukaryota; Fungi; Ascomycota; Eurotiomycetes; Eurotiales; Aspergillaceae. The record is from the annotation of a GenBank genome assembly.